Molecule: messenger RNA, 831 nt
Organism: Lachnellula hyalina
Lineage: Eukaryota; Fungi; Ascomycota; Leotiomycetes; Helotiales; Lachnaceae
Gene: YIH1
Product: IMPACT-like protein
Exons: 1
Coding region: 1-831 (276 amino acids)
Biological process (GO): regulation of translational initiation
Cellular component (GO): cytoplasm
Molecular function (GO): protein binding
Source: RefSeq, a predicted model, not a curated record
AUGAACGAAGAUCUCGAUAAUGAAAUCGAAGCCAUAAACUCCAUAUAUGGCGACAACUCGCUGAUUAUCUCUAACGAACACGAUAUAUAUGUCCUCCAUCUACCCCAACAUGACGCGUCGUUGAGACUCCGAUUCCCCAGAGACUACCCCGCCACCCCUCCAGCUGUGCUUGGUACGGAAAGCUCUGGAGAACAUAGUCGAAAGGGAGAAGCUGCCCAUGUUGUCGAAAUCUUUCGAGAUGUACUCGGUGAGCUGUAUCGUCCAGGGGAGGUGUGUUUGUUCGAUGUAAUUGAGGAAGUCAACAAUCUUUUACCUGAUACGAAUGGAGAGGACGAAGUCACCGAGGACGCCUUGCCUAUACAAUACGAGGCAGAGGCCGCAGAUGUAGCAGAGGGAGAGGUCAAAACUGUGGAAGAACCGCCAUGGACACUAUCCGAGAUCGUAGUUGAAUCAAAAUCCGUAUUCAUCGCGCGCUCCGCUCCGGUCUCCUCCCCUUCCCAAGCAAAUUCAUACCUUCAACACCUCCUCGACAACGACAAAAAGGUCCGUUCAGCAUCACACAACAUGACAGCCUGGCGCAUCAAGGGUGAAAAUGGCGUUACAUAUCAGGAUUGCGACGAUGAUGGGGAGACGGCUGCUGGAGGCAGGCUGCUACAUCUGAUGCAGCUGAUGGAGCUAUGGAAUGUCAUGGUGGUGGUUACGAGGUGGUAUGGGGGCCAUCAGCUUGGGCCGAAGAGGUUCAGCAUUAUCAAUACGGUUGCGAGGGAUGCUUUUGUUAAAGGGAACUUUGUGAAAGAGGAUCCUGUUCCGAAAAAGAAAGGAAAGCGGUGA